UCCGGGUCACCUCACUUUUUUUUUUUUUUUUAAGAAAAAGAUGUUCAAACAUCCAAACAGUUUUUAAUUAUCUGAUCUAGCUGUGAGUUAUUUAGAGUAAAGUGGUUUCAUAUUUGAACAGCAAUAGUCGCGGUUGGUUUAAGAAGCACAUUUACAGCAGCAGGAGACCGGAAGUAGCUGCCCCCAGUCAAGCAUUAAGCUAGCAGGCUAACUCCACACCAGAGAAAGCUUUCUGGACUGUUUCUCCAGCCACCAAAAGAUCUGAAAGCGAUUAUAUUGGACUAUUAGUGGGUCUGCGUAAGAUUUUCCUGCCUUUUCGCGACCCCAAGAUUUAGAUGGGAUUGAGUUGGCCGGUGCAGCGAAGCUUCAGUCAUCCGAAGUCCUGUUAAAACAUGGAGGAUGAGGAGGUAGCAGAGAGCUGGGAGGAAGCCGCAGACAGCGGGGAAAUUGAAAGAAGGCUUGAAGCAAAGCUAAAGAUAAAUCAGGAAGCAAAGAAGUCCACUUUGAAACCUGCGGGUUCACCUGUGCGAACUGCCGUCGUCAUCCAAGACGACUCUCUGCCGGCAGCACCCCCGCCUCAAAUCCGAAUAUUAAAGCGGCCUUCCAAUAACGCCUCUGCAGGAAACGCUUCUUCGUCUCGUCCCUCGCAGCAGACUAAAUCUUUGGCCCAACGGGAGGCAGAGUAUGCAGAGGCGAGGAGGAGGAUUUUAGGAAGUGCUUCGUCGGAAGAAACGCCUCAGGACAAUCCAGGCCAGGAUAGACCUGCUCGUGUGAGUGUGCAGCAACAGUCAGAACCCGUUCGUCCAAUCAAUCAGGCGAUUCGUCAACCCACCGGACCGGAUGGCACCCCGGGCUUCCGCCUCUGCAGAUAAAUUAGAGCCGCCUGCUCCAAGACAGCAGCUGCCUCCACGGCUAGUGGAGGUCGAUGGGGUUUGAAGAGCAGAGUGGCGGGUGGCGGGAAACGGCAGAAAUCAUGGAGACCAGGCUGGGACCUAGACUAACUCCUGAACCCCCGCUCUGCUCUGCUCGCUGGAUCAGUCUUUGCUUUUUGCCUUGUCUUUUCCACUCGUGGAAGGUUGUCAAGGUGGCAGAGAUCAAAGAAACGAACCCCCCCCCCUUCUGUUCCACACAGCAAACAGGCUCGGUUGCGCACCCCACACACUGUGAUGUACUAGGACGCGUCCUAGGACUCUAAAGCCUGACUGCUGGGCUGCAUGUAUCAGGUGUUUGUCUUUUCAGGCAGAAAUAAUAAAACUUGUGGGAAAAGUCCCAGUGUCAUGCAGGCAGAUGAGCUGGUCCCGUCCUGAUGGGUCAUGACUACAAAAACGGUCUUUAGGGGAAGCGGAGUCCAAGUUCUUAAAGGUGCCAAGACGUGACCCUGUGCUUUAGCAGCUCGAGUGUAAGGACAGAAAGUUUGUUCCAGAAGACGGCACAUGUGCUUCAGAUGAAAGGUGUGACAUUAGCUCCUCCGACACAAGAAAAAGUCACAUUUUAAAAAGAGUCAGCCUCAUUAAAACUUACCUUUUUCAAGCAAUAACAAUAAGAUUACUUCCUUUAAUUUUGUGUGGUUUACUGAAAACGUUUGUGAACAUUAAUACUUCACUCCUCCAGAACUCUGCUGUGAUGGUGUCUAAUUCAAUUGGAUGAAAUUGGAUAAAAAUUGCAAUUCUGAAGCACUUGUGCUUUAAUGUUCCUGUGUGCUUGCACUGUAACUGCUCACGUUUAUCAGCUUGAGUGCCCCGUUGUCAUGGAGACGGAUAUAAUCCUAUGUUAAAGUUUGACAAAUGUUGAAUAACUCCCCGAGUUUCGUUGAAUGUCUACCUGGAAUUUUUUUUUGUUUGUUUUGCAAAGCAGGGUUUUUGCAAUAUUGCUUGUCGUUUGUUACAUAUUAAAAAUAUGCCGUGGAAUCCGAUAAAUACAGAGAACCUUCCAGUACUAACUGUUGGUAUCACAAUAAAUGAUGUAGGUUUGAAAGCUCACUUUUAUGCCUUAAAUGAUCCCUUCUCGCCAGCUGACACCUUUUUUUGGCUUGUUUUCUGACCUUUUUGUGUGCUUAUCAGUAGCCUAUGGUUUGUUUUAGACCAAAUCUUGCUCAAUCAAGCACACAUUUACAGAAAUGUGAAAUAAAAUGGCUUUUGUGCUGCUCAAAAACAUUUCAGUUACACUGAGCUCACUUUCUAUCAAACUAUAAAAGUUUAGAGUCCCUUCAGUAUUUUUGUUCUAAUGAAUGACUUAUGUUUUAUAUAUUUGAACAAGAUUUUAUAUACAUCUAGUGAAUAGCUUAUAGUGAGUUUUAGGAAGUUGAUUAUAAUCUUAAAUCAUGAAGAGCUCAGUGUGAUCUGCCAAUGAUAUUUUUUUAGCAGUCAUUUAAAGUCAACAGUAAGAUUGAAUUGAUGUCAUUGUUGUCAAAUUAAAACAACAAAUGAAAUCUGAAUACUUUUAAUAAACACAAUGAUACAUUUUCC
This is a messenger RNA of Oryzias melastigma (Indian medaka), 2465 nucleotides long. Its product is annotated as SUZ domain-containing protein 1. The coding region runs from base 393 to 872 and encodes 159 amino acids. The transcript is spliced from 4 exons. The record is from RefSeq and is a predicted model, not a curated record. Lineage: Eukaryota; Metazoa; Chordata; Actinopteri; Beloniformes; Adrianichthyidae.